GCUCGUGAGCAAUCUCCAAACUCUGAUUGUUUAUUGAAACCGGCAUGUGUUCGGCGUUUAUUUUUUCAAUAUAAUAUCAUUUGGAAACAUGUCUGGAGAUUUCGAGAUCAUCGUUGGAACGUACGAACAGUUUUUACUCGGUUACAAGAUUCAUCAAGUCAAAGAUGAAUUAAAACUUGAACGUAGUUUUGCUACUCACAGUCACCAGUCCAGUAUACGUAGCGUUUCUAGCAGGAAACACUAUUUAGCAUCAGCUGGUGCCGAUGAUUUGGUAUCGCUCUAUGAUAUGCGACCUAGAGUUGAGUCAGGUAGAUUAGCGCAUCAUAAUGGGACAAUAAAUGUCAUAGAAUUUACACCAGAUGCAUCGCAUCUGUUAACGGGUAGCAGCGAUGGCAGUAUAUCCAUUGUGCGUUGUGGUAACUGGCAAUUGGAAAAGCACUGGCAAAAGGCACACAAAGGUUUCCCUGUAAAUACUUUAGCGAUUCAUCCCAGUGGAAAAAUAGCUCUAUCAGCAGGAGGGGAUGGUGUGCUUAGAACGUGGAACCUAAUAAAGGGGCGACCUGCUUAUGCUACAAAUUUGGUUCCAAGAAUGAAACUUCAAGCGAAACAUAUUUCUGUAAUUAAAUGGAGUCCUAAUGGAGAAAUGUACUUGGUGGCAGCGAACUGCAUGAUCGAUGUAUACUUUGUAGAGACAGCUGGUAUUGUUAACGAAAUCAAAUUUGAUUCAAAAGUUAUUUGUGCAGAUUUUUUAAACGAUGAUAAAAUUGUAGUCGGUCAUGAAAAUGGACAGGUUACGUUAUAUGAUAUUAAAAAUUCCACUAAUAUUUUCCAAGUAACCGUACAUGACAGUAGGGUAAAAUGUAUAUCAACACAUGGUCGCUUUUUAGUUACCGCUUCCAGUUCUGGAAAAAUAACUCUGUGGAAAAUUUUGAAAAGGAAAUUGAAUUUAUUGGCUAGUGUCAAAUGUGGAGCAAGAAUAACUUGUCUCACCCUAGCUUUGCCCUGUGAAGAUGUGAGGAUCAAAACAGACGAAAUAACAGAAGUAACCAAUACAGGGGAUUAAUAAAUCUAUUUCACAUUGUUCAACCCAGUGUCAAUAUCAAAACCGCUUUCCUUCUGUUUUUUUAAUUAUUGCACAAACAAAACUAGAAUUCAAAGCUGAAUUUUAAUAUCGAUACCAGUUGAACUCAGUUUCCACAUCGUUAAACUAUAAGUAUUAGAGCUAAAUUUCCACUGACUGCAUAAUGUUUCUAAAAUGCAGCAUAAAUCGGAAACAUCUUGAAUACUUUCAGUAUCUUCUUUUCAAGCCUUUAAUAUUCCCAUCCAAUAACUUCAGCACUUCUCUAGAGUAUUUUUCCACAUAUUACAUUAAUAAUCCCUUACUUUCCUUUCUUACAAAUUAUUAUCCUUCAAUUACUUACGAGCACUAAUUUUUUAGGCUAUUACCAGCGCGUGUAAUAAAUUAUAUACAUUUUGUCGAGGUCAGUCUAUGUACAGUUAAUCAAUGGGAAAUUCCAUAAGACGAUGUUUUGAAGAGAGGAUACUAAUCCGAACAAAUCUUGAUGUCUCUCCUGCUCCGAAGUAUCGACUUACUAUGCCCGAUAGUAAGUGAUUAUUAAAUUAUAUAACGCACUCACUGUCAUAAAGCAGCUUAUUCACA
Molecule: messenger RNA, 1660 nt
Organism: Orussus abietinus
Lineage: Eukaryota; Metazoa; Arthropoda; Insecta; Hymenoptera; Orussidae
Product: p21-activated protein kinase-interacting protein 1-like
Exons: 3
Coding region: 89-1063 (324 amino acids)
Molecular function (GO): protein binding
Source: RefSeq, a predicted model, not a curated record